Molecule: messenger RNA, 999 nt
Organism: Carassius auratus (goldfish)
Lineage: Eukaryota; Metazoa; Chordata; Actinopteri; Cypriniformes; Cyprinidae
Product: microfibril-associated glycoprotein 4-like
Exons: 6
Coding region: 111-842 (243 amino acids)
Biological process (GO): platelet aggregation; blood coagulation, common pathway; blood coagulation
Cellular component (GO): fibrinogen complex
Molecular function (GO): extracellular matrix structural constituent; protein-macromolecule adaptor activity
Source: RefSeq, a predicted model, not a curated record
AUCUGACAGAUAUAUAAAGAGUGUUUUUAUCAAACAGAACAACACAAGAGGCACAACACAAAUGGUAAAACAGAUCUCUGCUGUGAUCUGCUGUGGGAAAGAUUGAGAAGAUGGCAAUGAUGGUGUUUUUGGUGGCUCUUCUUCCGGCUGUACUGGGCAGUGACUGUAAAUUCAUGCCAUUCGACUGUUCUGACAUUUGUAACUCAGGACAAAAAAUCAGUGGGAUUUAUCCCAUCUAUCCAGCGGGCGACGCUCCCCUCUGGGUUUACUGUGAGAUGAUCUCAGAUGGGAAAGUUGAAGACAAUGGAGGAUGGACGGUGAUUCAGAGGAGAAUGGACGGCAGUGUGAACUUCUAUCGGCCGUGGGAUCAGUACAAGAGAGGAUUUGGGAAUGUGGAAAGUGAAUACUGGCUGGGGCUGGAGAACAUGAACCAGCUGACACGCAACAGGAGGUACACGCUGAGAGUGGAUCUGGAGGACUUUGAAGGAAAUCAAGUUUUUGCGGUGUACUCCUCUUUCUCUGUGGGUCCUGAAGCUGAUGGGUAUCGACUGCAUGUUUCAGGAUUCAUAGAUGGCGGAGCAGGUGAAUCUUUGUUGUACCAUGACGGAGAGAAGUUCUCCACCUUUGACAAGGACCAAGAUUCCUAUGAACAUAACUGUGCCGGUCUGCAUCUCGGCGCAUUUUGGUACAAAAACUGUCACGGCACAAACCCCAACGGUGUGUAUUUAUGGGGAAAAACUCCAAAUACAAACUUUUUUGCCAUUGGAGAUGUUUGGCAAAGUUGGAAGGGGCUUGAUGUCGGUCUGAAAUCUAUCCGCAUGAAGAUCAAACGUGUGUUUUAGAAACAUCAGUGUUUUCAGGAACCAAUGUCUGAUAUUAUUUUCAUCAUUUGAUAGAUGUGAAGGUUUAGCUUUUACUUUAUCUUUGUUUUUGAUCGUUUGAUUUACUAUUGUAUAAAUGUAGCAAACCUUCAAAUAAAUUUCAACUGCAUUGAAAGGA